UUCAAUAGAGUGGAUUAUUCUGAAUUCCUGAGCAGCAAACCAUUCGGCGGGCUGUGAAAAUGUUCAUUCAAUCAUAGAAGUUGGAAUACGAAGUGGCUCUUUCAGGUGCACUCAUUUCCCCUUUUAUUCCUCAUAAAUAUUCACCCGAUCCCCUCUGCUAACAGUGGAGCCCUGCUAACACAGCAGCCCCCCACCCCGCUAGUUGCAAGGAGGAAGCGCCGGCGCUCGGGGGCGCUCCCUGUUUUACCGGGGCCGUACCGAGGGCUCGGAUCUUUCUCCGCCGAAAAGGAAAUAAGCAGGGAGUUAUACCGUUCAACAGCUCGCUACUACGAAGGGAAAGAUGUGGGGGCACUUCGUGCGUUUGAGUUUUUAUUGUUGCAAAAUCUGGAGCAAAUACAUGAAGAAGUAAGUCAUUGAAGUGAAAUAAAGUGCCAGAAUAUUUCACCUGUCUCACUACCGUCCCCAGAUCGCAGGAACAAAUCUAAAGGAGAAAUAACAAGGCAUUCUGGAUCAAAGUCAAGGCUGAAUAUCCUGAGAUAGCCAUGAAAGCACUGAAAACGUUGCUUCCAUUUCCAACAUAUCUCUGCAAUGAAUGCAACGAAAACUAAAUUGUGGAAUAGACUGGACAGAAGGAACCUCCUUUGAGUAUCGCUGUCUCCCAUCACCCCUUGAUAGGACCGUCUUGUUACAGGGAAACAAGCCCAGGGCUCCCACUGAUUCAGUGAUAUUGGUAAGAGGUGAGAGAAUGGAAUAUAAUUUUUGGAGAUAUGAACACCGAAUAACUUUAACAUUUGGUGAUUGUUCUUAAACUCUGACGAAGUUUACUACUCUUAACAAAUUAGCAUUCAAUGGAGUUUUUACAUUGAACUGAACAACUCCAGCAUGCAUCAGCUUUUAAGUGUGGUGCUGGGUCAGAGGGAUCUGUCUCGAGCUGGAGAUCUGUUCUCCUUGGAUGAUACUGAAAUCGAAGAUUGCCUGUCAGAAGCUCUUGAGCAAAUAAAAGAAAUAUCUUCCUCACCAGACUAUCUGACCAAUGACAAUGAUCAGGCAGUGGUAGAAAUCUGCAUUACCCGAAUUACCACUGCCAUCAGGAAGACAAAAUCUAUUGAGAACCAUGGAAAGGCUCUGGUAACAUUGUGGGAAUCUUGCUUGGAGCAUAAUUUGAAACCAGUCAGUAAGGAUGAAGACACUCCACAUGCCAAAAUUGUUUCUGAUGUAAUGAGCUGCGUCUUUCAAAACUACAGUAAUCCAACAGUAAUGGGUCUUGCUGUCCCUGUGGCAGUGAAAUUCCUCGAAAUGGGUAACAAAGAGCUCUCCCGGAACAUGUCUAAUUACCUAUCACUUGUGGCCAUUGGUAAACCAGAAAUCCUUGCAAAGCACGCAGAAGUAAUUGUAAACAGCGUGCUUCAAGGGAAUUCUUUGUUGCUGCGGGUUUUACCUUCAAUCUAUGAGAAGCAGCAGGGACCUAUUAACUGCCACGUAACGGAGUUGGUCCAACUCGUGCCACAGCUGGAGCCUCCUGAACAGCACCAUCUUCUACACCUUUUGCAAAUGAUAACAAAGCAGUGUCCUCAGGUAUUAAAUGAAUCCAUUUCGUCUCUGAUUAUCCAACUGAAAGAACCCAGCCAUAGUGAUCUUAUCACCAAUAUGUUGGUGGACCUGGUAGCUUCCAAUCAAUGUGUCCUGGACAAUUCCAUUGAAGAUCUGAAGGAAAUUGCUGAGAAUUACCCAACUCUCUUAGGACAGAUCGCCAAAGUAUUUGGAGUUAUAGGCUGUAUUAAUGAGGAAAAGGCAAGAAGCUGCCUGGUUUAUCUGGUGACUCAACUAGCAAAUAUGGAGCAUUGUUAUCAUCAUAUACUGCUACUAGAGAUUAAAACCAUCACUGACACAUUUGGCAACAUUCUUGGAGCUCAGAGUAAAGACAUUUACUGCAUGAGUAACAGCUUCACAGCAAUUGCCAAACUUCUUGUCAAGCAUCUGGAGAAAGACGUCACUCCAACUAGAAGAAUAGUAACUAAUCGAGCAGGAGAACCUGUCGCAGAUUCCCAGUUUGAAGAAUGUCUCGUCGAUGAAAGCUCAGGAAUUCAGACACUCCAAGUGAAGAGACGGGUCUUUGAGAAAAAGAUGACAAAUGAAAACAGGGCGUCAAGUCGCAUCCGUCGAUACAGCCUGGGCCAGGGGUCCAGGGAAGAAUGGAAAGCAAUGCGAUUUAACAGGUCCAAAAGUCUCGCUCUUCAUGCAAUGCACACAAAGUCAUUAAGCUCUGAAUGUGAUGAGGGAGAAAAUGGAGACAUUAAGACAGCUAUCACAUAUUCAGACAGAUCACUCAGUGAAGGCAGUGUCAAACAACUUUUGUGUCAAGAGCCUGAUGAACAUAAGCGCCAAGUGCUGUCUCUUUCUCAUUGCAAUAUUGCCUCAAAUGAAUCAAGAAAUGCCUGUGCUACUGUGAAGGACAAUGAUAAGCAGGGUAGUGCAGGAAGUCUGAUGCGUCACUCAGAAGCACAGGAUCAACUCUCUCUGUAUCUCAAAGGAAAUAUCAAUGCUGUGAAGUCGUGCUUUUCUGAAAUGGUGAAGAGAUUCCCUGUCCCAGAUGAGUGUGUUAUUGAAGGUUCCAUCAGUGGAUGUGUAGCAAAAGUACUCUUCAGCUGUCCAGAGAAAGGAUUUUACUGCUUGUAUAGUAAAUCCAGCUUCAUCCUCAACACUGAUCAGCCUCAGCUUUGGAUCUAUAUCUUGUUUCUUUCCCAACAGAGCUAUUCUGCAAAGCCCUUAUCUACCCAGGAUGCAUCAGUACAAGUUCUUAAAGCACUGUGGGAAAAGGCACAGCUAAAGGGAACCCACAGCUUUGAAACAGCAAUGAUCCAGACAAUUCACUAUAAGAAGGAUUUGGACAGUCUGCAGAUGCACCUUGCGGAAGUGAGAUUUUUUGAUCUGUUCGGCUAUAGUGAGGAAGUAGGAAUGUGGCGGUGCUUUAUGUGCAAUAAUCCUGACAAAGCAACAGUUGUAAAUCAAGAUGGCCAACCAUUCAUUGAAGGCAAGCUCAAGGAAAAACAAGUGAGGUGGAAAUUUAUAAAGAGAUGGAAGACUCAUUACUUCACACUGGCUGGGAAUCAGCUUCUCUUUCGUAAAGGAAAAUCAAAUGAUGAUCCGGAUGACUGUCCAAUUGAACUAAGCAAAGUGCAAAGUGUAAAGGUCAUCACUAAAAAGCGAAGGGACCGCAGUCUUCCUCGGGCCUUUGAAAUCUUCACAGAUAACAAAACAUACAUCUUCAAAGCAAAGGACGCGAAGAAUGCGGAAGAGUGGUUGCAGUGUAUCAAUGUCGCAGUAGCUCAGGCAAAAGAAAGAGAGAGCAGGGAGGCAACAACAUACCUAUGAAUAAAUCUGGGAGGACUUGUUUAAAUAGAUGGUAAAAAUAAUCUGGGUGAAUCACGAGGUAGAUAUGGCUGAUCUAAGUUGCAAAUAAUCUAGGGUGAAUCACUGCUAAUGUGUCUAGAUAUUAAAAUGAGAGACAGCAAUAGUAAUUGUUGAGGGGAUGGAGGGACACUACAGUUUAUCAUCAAAUAGCAAGAUAAUAAACAUCAAUAUUCUGUUCAAUCAAAUCAGCAUUACCAUAUGAACUGUAACAGAUACAUUUAAAAUGAAAAUCUGAACAUAUAACUGAUUGCAAUAUGAGAUUUAAAAUAACUCAACUUGAUUUAUAAUAUUUGUAUAUUUGAAAUUCCUAUUCACUUUCAUUGUAAUUUAUUAGUUUCAAAUUCCACUUAUAUUUAUUGACAUUUGUAGAGAUGCAAAACUGGAAAUCUGUUCCUUACAGUAAAAUUC
Molecule: messenger RNA, 3819 nt
Organism: Mobula hypostoma (lesser devil ray)
Lineage: Eukaryota; Metazoa; Chordata; Chondrichthyes; Myliobatiformes; Myliobatidae
Gene: veph1
Product: ventricular zone expressed PH domain-containing 1
Exons: 15
Coding region: 883-3372 (829 amino acids)
Biological process (GO): regulation of signal transduction
Cellular component (GO): plasma membrane
Molecular function (GO): phosphatidylinositol-5-phosphate binding
Source: RefSeq, a predicted model, not a curated record